AUGCGUACCAGCCUUGCUCUGCUUGCUGGUCUGGCCGGCUCGGCCCUCGCCCUCCCUGCUACUUCUAGCACCCAGCUCGACACCCGCACCUUCGGCCUCAUCAACGGCAUCCUUCACACCAUCGAGAGCAUUCUCUCCGGCGUGAGCCCAAUCCACCUCCUCGGCAACAUCAGUGCUGAGGCUGCCGUGGCUCUUCAAGGUGGUGCUCUUGGUUGCGCGGCUGGUUCCGUCGACCUUCACUACCGCAAGAAGCUUGCCAUCUGGCUUAGGGCUGGCGCUGGUCUCCACCUCGAGGCCUCCCUCAGGAAGGCUCUUCUGGCUUGGUGUGAGGCUGACGUUUCUGUUGACCUCGAGAUCGACGUCGACCUCCGUGCUCAGCUCGCCUUCUUCAUCCCCGCCCUUUCUCACAUUGCUGCCGAGGCCGACCUCUACGUUACCCUGGAGGGUGUCUUCGAGGUCGCUACCGACGCUCUCGCUGUCCUUAGUGCCACCGCCCAGGCGGCUCUCGAAGCCCACCUCGCUCUCCUCGGCACUCUUGACUGGAAGAUCAAGGCCGGUCUCGAAUUCUGUGCUGCCGGUGGUAUCGUCGGCGACCUUGACGUUGAGAUCAUCAACGCCCUCAAGGUCUGGCUCAACGGCUCCGAGUGCGGUCUUUCCGUUAGCCUCAAGAAGACCCUCCUUCUCUGGAUUGAGGGCAAGAUUGGCGGCGAUGUUGUCGCCAUUGGCAACCUUCCCACUGGUGGUGUUGCCACCAUUGGUGUCGGUGCCUCUCUCCAGGCCCUCAUUGGAGAGACCGGUGCUCUUGUCGCCGGUGCCCAAGCUUCUCUCUCUGCUUUCCUUGAGACCAAGGUCGGCCUCGAGAUUGACGUUACUAUCCUGAACAUUCUCAAGCUCAUCGCCAAGGGUGGUCUUGCUGUUGACAUCGAGCUUGCCGACCGUGUUGAGCUCUCUCUCUGGCUCGGCAGCAGCUCGUGCUCGCUCACUGCUGAGCUCAAGGGUCUCCUUGCCUUCUGGCUCUCCUUCGGUGUCACUGCUGAGACCGACCUCUCCGUCAGCGUUCACACCAACAUUGUUACCGAGCUCACUGGUUUCCUCACCGGCACCAUUGACACCCUGCUCGGCACCCACAUCCACGGUCUUCUCUCUUUCAUCCUCGGCGGUGAGGGUGUCCUCUCGCUCUCUCUUGAGGCUCGUGCUCAGCUCGCUGCCCUCAUCGGUGGUGGUGUCGGCAUCGAGAUCGACGAGUCUAUCCAGCUCAUCAUCAUCGGCUGGCUCACUGGUUGCCAGAAGUGCUGCGGCGGUUCCCAGGUCACCCACGGUCCUAGCUCCCCCAGCAGCACUCCCGCUCUCCCCGCUUCCGAGACCCCCUCCGUCCCUGCUGGAACUCCCGCCGUCCCUACUGGUGCUCAGCCCACCGAGACUCCUUCCGUCCCCGCUGGAACCCCCGGUGUUCCCACUGAUGCUCAGCCCUCUGAGACUCCCUCCGUCCCCGCUGGAACCCCCGGUGUUCCCACUGAUGCCCAGCCCUCCGAGACUCCCUCCGUCCCUACUGGUACUCCCGCUGUCCCCACUGACGUCUCCCCCACCGACACUGAGACUCCUGCCUCUCCUGAGGAGACUCCUUGCGACACCCUCACCUCCGAGAGCGUGACCUCUUACACUGUUUCUACUCCUGGUGUUCCCACUGACGCUCAGCCCACUGAGACCCCUGCCGCCCCUACUGAGACUCCUUCCGUUCCUGAGGUUCCCGCCGAGACUCCUGCUGGCCCUACUGAGACCCCCGCUGCUCCCACUGAGACCCCUGAGGUUCCUGCCGAGUCCACCGAGACUCCCUGCGACACCCUGACCUCUGAGAGCGUGACCUCCUACACCGUCUCUACCCCUGGUGUUCCCACCGACGUUCAGCCCACCGAGACUCCUGCUGUUCCUACCGAGACUCCCUCCGUUCCUGAGGUCCCUGCUGAGACCCCUGCUGGUCCUACCGAGACUCCUGCCGUUCCCGAGGUCCCUGCUGAGACUCCCGCUGGCCCUACCGAGACUUCUGAUGUUCCCGCCGAAUCUGAGACUCCUUGUGACACCCUCACCUCUGAAAGCGUGACUUCCUACACUGUCUCCGAGACUGCCUCUGUUCCUGCUGGCACUGAGACUCCUGCUGCUCCCACUGACGUCUCCCCCACCGACUCCGAGACCCCUGCUGUCCCUGCCCAGCCUACUGAGACCCCUGCUGUUCCCACCGAGGCUCAGCCCAGCGAGACCCCUUGCGACACCCUUACCUCCGAGAGCGUGACUUCCUACACUGUCUCUGAGACCGCCUCCGUUCCCGCUGGUACUGAGACCCCCGCUGCUCCCACUGACGUCUCCCCCACCGACUCCGAGACCCCUGCUGUUCCCACUGAGGCUCAGCCCAGCGAGACCCCUUGCGACACCCUUACCACUGACAGCGUGACCUCCUACACUGUCUCUGAGACUGCCUCCGUUCCCGCUGGCACCGAGACCGCCGCUGUCCCCACUGAUGUCUCCCCCACCGAGACCGCUGCCGUCCCUAGCCAGGCCCAGCCCACCACCAUCUCAUGGGACACCACCAUCUACCAGACCUUCUCUACCAGCCUCCCCGGCGUGACUGGCACCUGGUCCACUGACAUCACCGAGACCUACUCUACCCAGUACAGCACCGUCUUCCCUGUCCCCACCGGUGGCGCUACCUGCGAGGGCUGCGCCGGCGUCAAGACCGUCACUGUUACCAAGACCGUUGGCAUCGAGGCCUGCCCUACCGACGCUUAA
Molecule: messenger RNA, 2781 nt
Organism: Aspergillus mulundensis
Lineage: Eukaryota; Fungi; Ascomycota; Eurotiomycetes; Eurotiales; Aspergillaceae
Product: putative cell wall protein
Exons: 1
Coding region: 1-2781 (926 amino acids)
Source: RefSeq, a predicted model, not a curated record